Messenger RNA from Microthlaspi erraticum, 792 nucleotides. The record is from the annotation of a GenBank genome assembly. NCBI's taxonomy places the organism in Eukaryota, Viridiplantae, Streptophyta, Magnoliopsida, Brassicales, Brassicaceae.
AUGAAUCCUUCCUUCCUUCCUUAUCCGAAGCCGAAACAUUUCCUCACUCUUCUCUGCUCGCCGGCGAAACUGACAGAGAUGGCCGGAAUAUCCACUUCUUUUGUAUCUUCUUUGUGCAUUUCUUCUUCUUCAUUGCUUGCGCCGUCUUUCUCGAAGCAAUCGGUGCGGAUUUCUCCCAGAAGCAACAGAUUUUCCAGGAUUUAUGCUUUGUCUAGCAACGACAUCAAAGUUGGGACCAGCAUCGAAGUUGAUGGUGCUCCCUGGCGUGUUCUCGAGUUUCUUCAUGUGAAGCCUGGAAAAGGAGCUGCUUUCGUCAGAACCAAAAUCAGGAACUAUGUCAAUGGUAGCACCGUCGAGAGAACCUUUCGUGCUGGAAUCACUAUGGAAGAGGCAAAUGUGUUCAAGGAGACAAAGCAAUUCACAUACAAAGACGGCUCUCAGUUUGUUUUCAUGGACUUGAGCAGUUAUGAAGAGACACGUUUAAACGAGGCAGAUAUGGGUGAAAAGACCAUAUGGCUCAAAGAGGGAAUGGACUGCAAUCUGCUCUACUGGAAGGACAAGGUCAUCGACUUUGAGUUGCCCAUUACAGUGCAGCUCAAAAUAGUUGACGUGGAUCCUGGUCUUCGAGGUGACACUGCACAAGGUGGAACCAAGCCGGCCACACUGGAGACAGGUGCAGUUGUAAAUGUGCCUCUCUUUGUAAACCUAGGUGAAGCCAUAAUGGUGGACACCAGAACCGUUGAGUGUACGCUGCGAAUUGUUAUGGAAAUGAGGGAAAUGGAUAUAAUAUGA